UCGAAACCUACGGGACAUCGUUUAUUAGCCGCUCUGCCAGUCACAACUCGGCUGCCUCAAACCCUAGUUUCAUUCUCUCAUUCGACAGGCGGCGGUGGAGGAGCGGCAGCAGCAGGUGGAGCCAUGGGUAUUGAUUUAGUUGCCGGAGGUAAGAGCAAGAAGACCAAGCGCACUGCCCCUAAAUCCAAUGAUAUUUACCUGAAACUUCUCGUCAAGUUGUACCGAUUUCUGGUGAGGAGAACUGGAAGCAGGUUCAAUGCCGUGGUACUUAAGAGGUUGUUCAUGAGCAGGGUGAACAGGCCACCAAUCUCCCUCUCACGUCUGAUUGCUCUCACGAAGGGGAAGGAGGACAAAAUUGCAGUGAUAGUUGGUUCCAUCACUGAUGAUGUCCGGGUUCAUGAAGUUCCUGCUCUUAAGGUCACUGCUCUAAGAUUCACUGAGACUGCAAGGGCAAGGAUUGAGAAGGCUGGUGGGGAGUGCUUGACUUUUGACCAGCUUGCUCUUAGGGCUCCUCUUGGGCAGAAUACGGUACUCCUGAGAGGUUCAAGGAAUGCCCGAGAAGCUGUCAAACACUUCGGUCCUGCACCUGGUGUCCCACAUAGCCACACCAAACCCUACGUCCGAUCCAAAGGAAGGAAGUUUGAGCGUGCUAGGGGCCGUAGAAACAGCAAGGGUUUUAGAGUGUGAGCUAUUCAUUAAUAGUUUUCGAGUUUGCAUUCAGAAUUGUCUGUUGGAUUUUGCCAAGUAAUGGGAUCUGUCUCCCGGGAUUUAUUUCUUGAAUUAUAUAUUUGUUUCUGAAGGUAUUUAAUAUAUAUGCUUGCUUUUUAUUGGCUAAA
Messenger RNA from Andrographis paniculata, 836 nucleotides. RefSeq names its product 60S ribosomal protein L18-2. Gene Ontology annotation, molecular function: structural constituent of ribosome; RNA binding. The transcript has 5 exons. The coding region runs from base 124 to 687 and encodes 187 amino acids. The record is from RefSeq and is a predicted model, not a curated record. Gene Ontology annotation, cellular component: ribosome; cytosolic large ribosomal subunit. Lineage: Eukaryota; Viridiplantae; Streptophyta; Magnoliopsida; Lamiales; Acanthaceae. Gene Ontology annotation, biological process: translation.